GCACCGGAUUCGUGCGCUAUCUGACGUCAGAGGAGGCUCAAAAGGCCAUUGACGGCAUACGGAAGGCAAAGAUCACACUUCCUGGCGCAAAGAGACCCCUGGAACUCAAACUGGCCGACCGACAGCGGACCAGGGAGCAUAAGAGCGAUUUCAGUGCCGACAAUGCCAACCUUCCCCUCUUCCAACAACUUACGUCGGAGGAACAAGUAUCUGCCAAUCGUGGAAGAAGUAAUUCCAACCAGCCAGUGGUGGUACCGGACAUUUUCGCCGAAUGUGCGAAGCGGUUCCUGGUCAACAACGCCAUCCAAAACCUGGAUCCACUGUCGCUGAUACCGCUCAGACUGACUGGCGGCGAACUGGACAUGAAUGUUAUUCCCGGCGGCAUUAACCCCUUCGCCGCGGCUAGCCUCCAGGUCCCGCCCAACAGCAAUAAGUAUCCGGCAGCCAGCCUCGUCGGU
Molecule: messenger RNA, 458 nt
Organism: Dibothriocephalus latus
Lineage: Eukaryota; Metazoa; Platyhelminthes; Cestoda; Diphyllobothriidea; Diphyllobothriidae
Source: the annotation of a GenBank genome assembly